UUUUCGCCAAAAUAUAAACAGGUUUUGGAACUCCAGAGAUAUUGACAAAAGGACCGCUGCAAUUCAGUGCGCCGGGGAAUAUUACAAAUGCUAAAGAGGGAGAAUUGAUUUACAUAUCAGUAACAGAGUGAGGGAUUUGCAUUCAUUUGGGCGAAGAAAAGGGGUACUAAUAAAUCUGGCUGAACUGUCAAUCCAGUCCGUGAGAGUUUCGACAUGGAAAGAGUACCUCUUGGUUUUGAAUUACAAGAAGAGAAUAAAGGGGACCCUGCUCUGAUCAAUGUGACCCAGAUAGAUGUCAGCUACCCAGGGUACCCCCCAUCCGGAGCUCAACCAGAGGUUGCUCCAGGUGGUCCUGAGCCACACAUGUACCCCUCAGUGCCAGGAUCAAAUUCUGCUCCCAUAGGGUUCGAAGGUCAUGUUCAAGAUGAGAUGAAAGAAAAGGACAGGGAAGAUAACUCUGUGGAAGUUAACAUGGACUCCCCUCAGAUUGAGCCCCAGGAGGAGGAGGGCGGGGCUAAGGUGGAGAAGGAGGAGGAGACUAAUUUGAUUGACAGAUAUGCUCAGCAGAUAAUAAACGAGAAAGCCACCUUGUUUUUCAAAGACGGGAAAAGGAAGAUUGAUUUCGUUCUAGCCUAUGAGCCUGGGGAUACCGAGGACCCAAAGAAGAAACAGAGGCGGGAGACGUUUGAAAAGAAUCUGAUAGAGGAGGGCUUAGAACUCGAGUAUGAGGGAAAAGAGUCCUCAAAGAAUGGUAAAACCUGCUUUGUUAAAGUCCACACGCCCUGGGAGACGCUGGCCAGAUAUGCUGAACUCCUAAACAUCAAAAUGCCUCUGGCGGAGAAUGACAUGGAGACUCAGCUAGAGAGCUGCUUUGAAGUUUGCUGGAGUAAGUUUCCGUCACCUUUUGACCUAGAUCCUGACCUGCUACCAGAAGAGCCCAACUACUUCACGGCACCUUUCAACAGAGCCCGCAUGGAUACAUAUAUUGGUGUGGAGUGGGAUGGUAAUGAGUUUGUCAUAAAAGACAAAGACACCUUCUUCACAAACGCUCAGAGGAGCAAGAUCUGUUAUGAGAUUCUUUCCCGAACACACUUUACAGAUAGUGAUGAUGAUGAAGAAGACAAGAUAAAGAAGAAAUUUGGAAUCAGGAAGCUUACAGACAAUCAGACAUACACUGCUGCCUACCCACUACAUGAUGGACGGUACCACAGUGAACACUCACUGCUAACUGUUGGCAAAGACAAUGAUAGACAUCUGCUGUAUGAGCUAUGGGCUAGACCAGGCCGUUGGUACAAAUAUCAGCCACUAGACCAAGUCAGGAACUACUUUGGAGAGAAAAUAGGAAUUUACUUUACUUGGCUGGGUUUUUAUACCACCAUGUUAAUACCUGCUGCCUUUGUUGGAUUCAUAGUCUUCAUCUAUGGACUGGCUACAUUAAUGAGGGAUAUUCCAAGUUCUGAGAUUUGUGAUGACCCAACCAUUGGGAACUACACGAUGUGUCCCAUGUGUGACAAGCGCUGUACAUACUGGCAUCUCUCUGACAGCUGUAAUUACUCCAAGGCCACCUACUUGUUUGACAACUCUGCUACUGUGGCAUUUGCUAUCUUUAUGGCUCUCUGGGCCUCUUUUUUCCAUGAAUUCUGGAAGAGGAAACAAGCUGAGAUCGAGUACGAGUGGGAUGUGGCAGACUUUGAAGAGGGGGAGGAGACGGUUCGACCAGAAUAUGAGGCUAGUGUGACUCGUAGAAGAACAAACCCUGUCACAAAUAGAGAAGAGCCUUUUGUUCCGUCCUGGAGCAAGUGUUUUAGAUAUUUCACCAGUUUCAGUGUCCUGUUGUUCUUUCUGGCGUUAGUCUUGGCCGCAGUGUUUUCGGUCAUUCUCUACCGUAUUGUGAUGUCGGCCAUUCUAUAUGGUAAUGAGGAGAACAUCAUUAAAACUCGUGCCAGCUUUAUCUCCUCCAUCACAGCAGCCUGUAUCAACUUGGUCAUCAUCAUCAUACUUAACUUUUUCUAUCAAAAAGUGGCAUAUUUCCUGACAGAACUAGAACAACACCGUACCCUCACAGAGUGGGAGGAUGCCUUCACCUUCAAAAUGUUCCUGUUCCAGUUUGUCAACUUCUACUCUUCCAUUUUUUACAUUGCCUUCUUCAAGGGGAAAUUUGUAGGAAGGCCUGGGGAUUACAAUCGUAGUCUCCUGGACAAGAGACAAGAGGAGUGUGACCCUUCAGGUUGCCUUAUUGAGCUCUGUAUACAGCUGGGCAUUGUCAUGGUGGGAAAACAAAUUAUUAACAACCUUAAGGAGAUUGUCAUACCCAAGGUAAUGGUGUGGUUCCGUUCACGGCAGUCCUUGAAGGAAAAGUCAGAAGAAAAAGUAUACUCACGCUGGGAGCAGGAUUAUAAUCUCGCCAAUAUGCCAGCUCUUGGAUUGUUUGAUGAAUACUUAGAAAUGGUGAUUCAGUAUGGAUUUGUGACAAUUUUUGUGGCAGCUUUCCCUCUAGCUCCACUAUUUGCGCUCAUUAACAACAUCAUAGAGAUCCGUGUUGAUGCUUACAAGUUCACAACACAGUGGAAGAGACCAUUAGCUGAACGAGCUCAAGAUAUAGGUAUUUGGUUUGGAAUCUUACGAGGAAUCUCGGCAAUAGCAGUAGUUUCAAAUGCUGCAAUCAUUGCAUUUACUUCGGAGUUUAUCCCUAAGCUGGUCUACUAUUAUGGCUACAGUCAAAAUCAUACUCUGGCGGGGUACACCAACUUCAGUCUGUCCGUGUUUAAGGUGCAGUACUUCCAGCCUCAGAGUGUCCCUGAUGACAAGAAAAUCAGUCUGUUUGGCAAUGUUACAGAAUGCAGGUACCGAGGAUUCUUCGCAGAAGACCCCAAUAUGCCUGGGGAGUAUAACUACACAAUGGCGUAUUGGCACAUUGUUGCAGCUAAACUUGCUUUUGUUGUUGUCUUUGAGAAUUUAGUGGUGUUUUGCACAUGGCUAGUGAUGUACUUAAUUCCAGACAUGCCUUUUAAAGUUAAGUUACAGAUGCUUAGAGAAAACUUUCUGGCCAAGGAGGCCUUGUUCAAUGCAGACACAAUCCAGAAACAGCGAGAACAGCGGACAAAGGAGGAGCGGUGAAGUGGUGCAAUUAGAUAUUGAAUAUUUAUAUUUAUGUUCUACUUAAUCUGUAUACAUAGUUUGUAUAUAACAAUAUGUAACCAUGACCAAAUUAGUAGAGAAAAUUGUGUUCUCAGAGUAGGCAUUUCGAAAUGUUAUUAAAUGUAGCAUUCUUUUUGAAAUUUGUUUUUUUUUUUUUUUUAAUUUUUUUUCUCUUAGUUUGUUUCAUUUUCCCCCACUGUUUGCCUUUAUUGAUCAAAUAUAACUGACAGAAUCUUUUGCUUUACUGCUGGUAAAUAAGAAUUUUGAGGUACUGAGCAAAUGCUGACUCAACUAUUUGAUUAGUAAUGUAAGGGAAUUUAGGUUGAUAGACAAACUUAGCUUUGAAAAGUGAGAUAAAUCUAUUGUCAAAGUUUCAUAUUUUCAUAAUAUUUCUAUGGGGAACUUAAUUUACUGUAUUUCACAAUUUUUUGCAAGACCUUGUUUUCAUGAGAGAGACAUUUGGUAUUUUUGAACCAGAUAAAAAUUUUCAUGAAUUUUUGUUAUUCUUGUAUUUAAUCUAUGAAACAAGAAAUAUAUGCAAGGACAAAAUUUUCGU
Saccostrea echinata is the source of this 3694-nucleotide messenger RNA. RefSeq names its product anoctamin-4-like. The transcript is spliced from 30 exons. The coding region runs from base 214 to 3117 and encodes 967 amino acids. Gene Ontology annotation, cellular component: plasma membrane. Gene Ontology annotation, biological process: chloride transmembrane transport. Lineage: Eukaryota; Metazoa; Mollusca; Bivalvia; Ostreida; Ostreidae. The record is from RefSeq and is a predicted model, not a curated record. Gene Ontology annotation, molecular function: protein dimerization activity; chloride channel activity.